Sitophilus oryzae (rice weevil) is the source of this 507-nucleotide messenger RNA. RefSeq lists its product as uncharacterized. The record is from RefSeq and is a predicted model, not a curated record. The transcript is spliced from 4 exons. NCBI's taxonomy places the organism in Eukaryota, Metazoa, Arthropoda, Insecta, Coleoptera, Curculionidae. Bases 97 to 507 code for a protein of 136 amino acids.
AAACACCAAACGUUUUUGUUGUUAAUCGCACAUUAAAAAUGGUAUUACUUGUUUCAAAUAAUGGUAAGCUGAAUAUAUUUUAUUUUUCUUAUUAAAAUGAACAUCAAUGUGAUAGGAUUAAUGAUUUUAGUCUUUAAUCAGAAUUGUGAAUUGGUUUGGACUGACUCAGUGUUACCCACUCACGCUCAGCAAGUGAAUUUACUCACAAGCGUAGAAGAACUGUUUGAACAAGUCAAGUAUGCCUCAAAAACUGAACAAGAAACAAUGAAUGAUUCGAUCAAAUCAGACAUUCAGAUGACAUUAAAAUGGAGUCAGUUCCUCAUUGGUAGUCUUAGAGAUCUCUAUCUGUUAAAAUUGACAUCGAACAGUAAUUCAGUAUGUUCAAUAGACGAAAAAGAAUCUAUGGUGCAGAUUUCCCAAAAUGCAGCAAAAAACCUAGAUAAUUGCACCAAUCAAGAACUGGGAACGAUAAAUUCGAAUUCGAGAUCUUUUAUCGAACAUUACUGA